UCUGUCCAAACAGCAUGAAGACAAGAUCUAAGGACGCCAUUUUAACCUUCACAGACAUCUGCUUGACCUUGAAAGAAAAAACGAUUUUAACAAACAUAAAUGGAAAAGCUAAAAGUGGACAGAUGUUGGCCAUCAUGGGCCCAACAGGGUCGGGAAAAACUUCUCUUCUUAACGUUUUGGCGGGAAAUCUUACACUGACAUCAGGAACGAUAACUCUGAAUGGGAAUCCCUUCACAAAACUCCAGCGGCGGAAAUUGGCGUAUGUUCUCCAGAGUGACACAUUUUUGUCUAGACUGACGCUAAGGGAAACUCUCUAUUUCACCGCCAUGAUACGACUUCCGGAUAGCGUGUCGAAAGCAGCGAAAAUGGCGCGAAUCGAUGAAAUUGUAGAUGCACUCCACCUACGUAAAUGUUUGGACACUGUGAUUGGGGAUUUCAUGCACCCCGGACUAAGCGGAGGAGAGAAGAAGCGUGCGAAUAUUGCAUGUGAACUGCUUACAGAUCCUAACAUUAUGUUGAUAGACGAACCCACUUCCGGUCUUGAUUCUAGCACUGCGCAUGUGUUAAUGCAGGAAUUAUGGGAUUUUGCUUCUCAGUAUAACAAGAUUAUACUGACCACUAUUCAUCAGCCCUCCAGUCACAUUUUUCACAUUUUUUCGUCCCUACUGUUGCUUGUUAAUGGUCGACCAGCGUACUUUGGCGACGCUCACAAAGCUCUCCAGUAUUUUGGUGGACUGGGCUUGAACUUUCCUGACCAUUACAACCCAUCUGAUAUCAUGCUGGAGCUUCUGACCACAAAUGCGGAAGUCGUUAAUAAAAUUCUUGAAGCAUCGGAGAAAGCUAG
Molecule: messenger RNA, 844 nt
Organism: Saccostrea cuccullata (small rock oyster)
Lineage: Eukaryota; Metazoa; Mollusca; Bivalvia; Ostreida; Ostreidae
Exons: 7
Biological process (GO): transmembrane transport
Cellular component (GO): membrane
Molecular function (GO): ABC-type transporter activity; ATP hydrolysis activity; ATP binding
Source: RefSeq, a predicted model, not a curated record